Messenger RNA from Cinclus cinclus, 1796 nucleotides. RefSeq names its product nudix hydrolase 12 (gene NUDT12). The coding region runs from base 402 to 1796 and encodes 464 amino acids. The transcript is spliced from 6 exons. NCBI's taxonomy places the organism in Eukaryota, Metazoa, Chordata, Aves, Passeriformes, Cinclidae. Gene Ontology annotation, biological process: NAD+ catabolic process; NADP+ catabolic process. Gene Ontology annotation, cellular component: cytosol. The record is from RefSeq and is a predicted model, not a curated record. Gene Ontology annotation, molecular function: metal ion binding; protein binding; NADH pyrophosphatase activity.
GGCCCUGAGAGAAUAGAAGCUGUGGCUGUGUUGCGUAGCGGUCCCGGCGGGUAGCAGUCUGUUUGUCUGUGUGCGUUUGGUUUAGAAACCACGACGUGAUUUUUUCACUGUCGCGUCCGUAGUGAAAUCUUCUGGUCCUUAAGCCUCUUUAAAGUUGUUGGUUUUUUAUUGUUAAGGUAACGAUUCACUAUGUUUGUAGAUGGGUGGGACGAAGAUUUGAUUUGGGAUAACAACAUCACGCCAAUCACAAGAAUUUGUUGUGUCUGUAUAUUCGGUAAUAAUACUGAUUUUCUGUACAGCAUUAGAGUUUGGUCUUCUGCUUAGUUCGUGUUAGUAGUGGUGGGUACCCCCCAGGUGAUUUUCUUUUUUUUUUUUUUUUUUUUUUUAACUUAGUCGGCGGCAUGACUGACUGUGAGCAGAGCCUGCAUGGGGAUAUGGUUUCUGAGCUGCAUGACUCGGCUGCUGCGGGGGACGCCGCCCGGCUGAAGGCGCUGCUCCGGCGCUCCCCGUCCCUCCUCAACGCGGCCGCCGGGAACGGCUGGACAGCUCUCAUGUACGGCGCUAGAAACGGACACCUCGAGGUUGUGCAGGCUCUUCUUCAGGCAGGGUGUGACAGAUCCAUCAUUAAUAAAUCAAGGCAGACAGCUCUGGACAUUGCUAAAUUUUGGGGGUACAAACACAUAGCUAAUUUGUUGGCUAAUGUGAAGGGUGAUGGUAAACCUAGUUUUUUGUCAAAUGAUGUGAAAGAAUAUGAAAAUUAUUUUGGCAUGACACUUCUGGAUAGAAGGAGUGAUAAAAGAACAGAUUCCAAGUGGCUAAGUAAAAAACAAAGCCAUCCAGAUACAGUAUACAUCCUCUUCUCAAAUCUAAGUCCCUUGGUUACUGUGGGUGGGGGAAGAGAGAGCUCACAGCAACCAGAAGUGAAGCUUUGCAGGCUAUACCACAGGGAUGUGGAACAGUACAUAAACCAAACUGAAGAAUGUACCUUGAUUUUUCUUGGAGUGGAACUUCAGUUUGAUGUGAACCUGAUGGUGGCUUGCCAUGGAAGAGUUCUACAAGAAGAUGAAGAAGAUGGGUUAGUUGCUUGGUUUGCUCUUAGCAUAGAUUCUGUUUCUGCUGAAAAAUUUAAACAGAAGCAUGAGGGUUGUUACUUUCUUCAUCCGCCGAUGCCAGCACUACUGCAGUUACCUGAAAAAGAAGCUGGAGUAAUAGCCCAGGCGAGAUCUGUUCUGGCAUGGCACAGCCGCUACCGAUUCUGCCCAACAUGUGGGAGUGCAACCAAGAUUGAAGAAGGGGGUUACAAGAAAACGUGCUUAAAAGAAGAUUGUCCCAGUCUCCAAGGAGUUCACAACACGUCAUAUCCAAGAGUUGAUCCUGUUGUGAUAAUGCAAGUUAUCCAUCCAGAUGGAAACCACUGCCUUUUAGGUAGGCAGAAGAGGUUCCCUCCAGGAAUGUUUACCUGCCUUGCUGGAUUUAUAGAACCUGGCGAAACCAUAGAAGAUGCUGUUCGAAGAGAAGUAGAGGAGGAGGCUGGAAUCAAAGUUUCCCAUGUUCAGUACGUCUCCUGUCAGCCGUGGCCAAUGCCCUCCUCCCUAAUGAUUGGCUGCUUAGCUUUUGCAGUGUCCACAGAAAUUAAAGUUGACAAGAAUGAAAUAGAGGAUGCCCGCUGGUUCACUAGAGAACAGGUUGUGGAAGUUCUCAUUAAAGGAAACCAGCGUUCUUUUUUUGUACCACCAAGUCGAGCAAUUGCACACCAGUUGAUAAAACAUUGGAUUGGAAUGAAUGCUAAUCUUUAG